Gaeumannomyces tritici R3-111a-1 is the source of this 429-nucleotide messenger RNA. RefSeq lists its product as hypothetical. The record is from RefSeq and is a predicted model, not a curated record. Bases 1 to 429 code for a protein of 142 amino acids. NCBI's taxonomy places the organism in Eukaryota, Fungi, Ascomycota, Sordariomycetes, Magnaporthales, Magnaporthaceae. The transcript is spliced from 2 exons.
AUGGCCUUGAUCGAGUUUGACCUCGAGGUGAGAGGUGCAAAGAGGAGAAGGUGCUCGUCGCUACUUGGCAAGAAUUAUUCCAGCAUGGUGGGGUGCAUCACUUUCCUGCCGCUUCUAUUUAGCGCGCACGUCCGACAGGGCAGGCGGUCAAGCCAGGCGGUGAAAGUGGAACCACCCACCGCGACCGCACAUCCCCAAAACUACCGGGUUUUCAACCUAUCGGCCGAUCUCGAUGAGCAGCAGGCCGAGGGAGCUGUAGUCAAACGUCCGCUCAACAUGAUGGGUGACGAGUUAGAGAAGUGGUAUAGCUGGUGCUGGUACUCGACCGAGUCUCGGAGGCCAGGGGCUCACCUGGCGUCUCGAGAUGGCCACCUUGGGAUCACGCCGCAGAUACACGGCAGUCAGGGCUUCUGGCGUACUCAGCCGUGA